AUGAAGGAGCCGGGCGUCCGGGAGUACGCGCGUGAGAACUACUCCGACAAGUUCUCGCUUCUGGUAGAAGUCGGUGCAAGGCACAUGACCGGGCAGAUUGACGUGCCUAUGCUCAUGCGCGCUGCCAUCGCGAACAACCACUAUGAGAUACCUGGCGAAGCAGGGCCUUUGAGGUAUCAGUCUCCAAAGCUGACCCGGGAAUGGAUUCCAGGGCGCGGUCGGGGCAUGAUUGCUUCAGAAGACAUCGCCGCAGGUGAGCUUCUGAUUUGCGAGCGGCCAAUGGAUCUCGUGCGACCGGGAGACAGCGAUUGGGCUUACGGAGCAAAUUUGGAGGAGGUGCUGACGCAGCGCUUGACCGCAAGGUGCCUCAACGAGGCGCAGCUGAUGGAAGACGUUUGCACACUUUUUGACGGCCAGGAUCCUGCUGGUCCAGGUUGGGUGCCCCACUCAUGGCAGACCGAGGACUUCGCGGUGCCGAUGCCAAGGGGUGCUGGCACGCCGGUGCUGGAGUAUCGCCUGGGCAGAAUCGUCAAGCACAACGCUCAUCGUUGGCCCGGCUGCCAUCCGCAGACACUCACGCCCAUGCCUGGGCUGGGGCUUUGGCUCGUGCCGCCUAUGGUGAAUCAUGCCUUAGAAUGUGACAGCAGGCCAAACACAGCCCACGUGUUUGUUGGAGAUGUCAUGGUGUUCCGAGCCAUCGCUCCAAUCAAGAAAGGGCAGGAAGUCCUUGAUCGCUACAGCACUCCUCUUGCCGACCGGUUCCAAUGGACCUUGCACACUUUGGCGGCUCAUGAGAUGCGCGAUGCUACCUAUGAGGCAGCCGCAGCUCGUUGGGAAGAGCCAGCGCUUCUUGUGGACAGCACCAGCUCCGAACUGGCUUUGUCCAAGUCCCGCAAGAUCAUGCUGGAGAGUCUGCGACGGAUGGAAAGCAAGGAACCCGGGAGCGGUUUGGACGCAGUCUCGCGGGACGACUACCAGGAGCUCAAAGAUUCUUACUUUGCAGCUGCUGCUGAGACACGACAGGAGCUGCAGGAGGGCCGACUCAAAGAGCUGCCCCUUGCUCCACCGGAGGUGCGUUGCCUCAACCUCCUUUGCCCGUUGAGCUUUCACUUCGAGGGUCGGAGCUCCUGCUUGGAGCUUCGUGCGGAGCUGGCACGACGUGUCUCUUUAGCAAGGCCCUUCCACUUCGGCGAGGUGAAGCUAUGGGCAGAGCUUUUCGAACGAUUCAAGAAGAUGGAGGAGGCCGGGGCGACCUUCAGCGCCGAGGAGACCACCUUGCGAGCAGAGGUAGAUCGCGAGCUGGCGCGCUGUGCCGAAUUUUGGCAGGGUGUCGGUACUCUUCCAGCAAGCGGGAGUGAAGGACAUCAGCUGAAAGAGGAGUUUGCGCUGUGGGUGAAGGGCUCGGAGGGCUUCCAUCUCAUGUGGUUCAGCGAUUUCCCGUUGAGCAAAUUUUUGAGUGGCCCGCCUACGAGCUAA
Messenger RNA from Symbiodinium necroappetens, 1476 nucleotides. The record is from the annotation of a GenBank genome assembly. NCBI's taxonomy places the organism in Eukaryota, Dinophyceae, Suessiales, Symbiodiniaceae.